Molecule: messenger RNA, 4915 nt
Organism: Hevea brasiliensis (rubber tree)
Lineage: Eukaryota; Viridiplantae; Streptophyta; Magnoliopsida; Malpighiales; Euphorbiaceae
Exons: 2
Coding region: 457-1860 (467 amino acids)
Source: RefSeq, a predicted model, not a curated record
AGCCCAAAGCACCAUGGUUAAGCCCCUUCAAAUCGAUUUGGAUACCCACCAAAUCGAUUUUGCAGAAACUAUUUUCACCCAUUCAAAUCUGAAACAUAAAUUGGGAUAAUUUAUGUUUAUUUUGGGAUAAUUUUGGGAUAAUUCUGCUGACAUAAAUUGGCAACCAAAUCAUUCUUCCUCUUGCACUCCUUCUAGGUUCAUGAGGAUCGAAAAAGUCAAAGAUCCUAGUCGUCUUCUUCGUUGGCUGCAGCUUCUGAGUCUCUGAAUUUUGAAAUCAUAUUGGUGCUGAUCAUUAAUCAGUUGAAUUGAAGCUUAUUUGAGGUUCAGCUGACUAGUUUUUGCGUACCCCAUGAAUAUCUUAAGAGCGCAUUAGCACAGGGGCUCCCAUCAAUUUCAAAUUUUCUAUCAUUUUCCCUCUUCGUUCUGCAACAAGAACAAAUCAAACAAACAAACUCCAUGGCUCUUGACGUUACGAUCUUUGAAACCAUAAUCCCCUCUCGCUUCCUCUCCUUCACUGUCCCUCACCCUACUCUCCACACCCACCUUCUUCGUGUGGCCGUUCUCGAUUCACCCAUCCAAACCAGCGACUCGCUCAUUGUCGCCGCUCUUUUUGUCCCUGAAAACCGCGAAUCAGACUGGAUUUUCUCCACCGAGUCCGGUCAUCUCCAGCUUCUCCUCUCCUCUCCUGGAAUCUCUCGGCUCAUAUUGAUCGGAAAAAACCCCAUCAAUGUUCCUGAUUCUCUCAUGAUUUCGCACAAGAGAGAUAAAGAUACCCAGUUCGUGAAAAACCUUGAAAAUAGCUUAAAACCUCUUCUUAUCGCUUUAUCUCCCAAGCUUUCUGUUAAAAAUGGGAUCUUUGAUAUGCCCUUCUUGCAUUAUGAAGAUAACUUGAUUUGUAGUGUGGUUUUAGAGAGAAGUGUUGGGGUUUUGGUGGGUGAAAUGCUUGUUGAAGAUGUUGAGAUAGAGAGUCACAGUGAAUUGGAUGAUAAUUGUAGAGAACGAGAGUUUAGGAGGAGAAUGAGGUUUAAAAGAAUGCCGAACUUGAUUCAAACAGAGAUCCGAAUAGUGCCUGAACCAGAUUUUGUUUUAGAUCGAAUAAGAAUUGGUGGUAAAGUGCAGUUUAGGCCUGAUACUGGGGUUUUGGUGCAUCCAUAUUUGAUACCAAUGGUAAGUGGUCUGUCCUUGGUAGGUCCUCAUAUUGAGGAUAGGAUUCAAAAUGGGUAUAAGCCUAAAGCUUUGUGUUUAGGAGUUGGAGGUGGGGCUCUGCUUAGUUUUUUAAGAAGCCAAUUCGGAUUUGAAGUUUUUGGUGUGGAAAUGGAUGAGGAGGUUUUAAGGGUUGCAAGACAGUAUUUUGGAUUGCAAGAAUGCGAAAUUCAGAUUUUCGUAGGAGACGCAAUACAGUAUUUAGAGACAAUCGCUAGUGGAGGCAGUUCCUCAAAUUUUGUUUCUUGCAGUGAUGAGGAAGAUCAUUUGAACCAUGCAACUGUUUUCAAUACUAAGUUUGACGUUAUUAUGGUUGAUUUGGAUUCCUGUGAUGCCAUGAGUGGUAUCAGUGCUCCUCCGAUGGAGCUUAUUCAGAGCCAUAUUCUUUUUGCUGCAAGUUCUGUUCUUUGUGAUUUUGGAAUUCUUAUUAUCAAUGUGAUUCCUCCAAGCAGGCCAUUCUAUGAUACACUAAUACAUAAAUUCCGGGAGUUUUUUAAUGAGCUGUAUGAAAUUGAUGUUGGAAAUGGAGAGAAUUUUGUUCUUGUUGCCAAAAUGCUGCCUUUUCCGUCUUCAGUCAGUGAGAGCCAAAAUACUUUUCUUAAGAAACUAAGGGAGGUGGUUUUGGGAAAAUACUUGGAUUCCAUCAGGAAAAUUUGAGGCCUAGUUGAGGAAUUGUAUUUUGAAGAUCUUAUUUAAAGGCAAAUCUUGCUUUUAAUCAACUGACAAUAUGAGAAUUCACCGUGUUUUUGAAGUAAUUUCUUGUACAGUUGGUUGAACUUGAUGCAAACUUCAGAAGAAUGUGUGCUUAUCUUAUGGGAGCCAGUAUACAGGUGACAUAGCUAUCUAGAUUUGUAAAUAUAUUUUUAUAAUUAGAACAUAUAAUGUCUUAGGAAGUUGAGAAUGAAUUAAUUAUUCGCCUCUUAGUAAAUUCCAAUUGGUUUGUCUUGUUUAGAAAAACGUUCUCAUUGAAUUGCUUGGAAGGGCAUAACAAAAAAGGGUGCCUGCUAAUGUGGAAGAUUGUGAAAAUUCUUUUCAACAUGUAUGCUCGAGUUACUAAUACUUAUUGUAACAUUUAGAUGAUUCAGCAAUCAAUACUUCAUGCUUUUGUGGACGGUUUUUAGAAUUUUGAAGGAAUAAUGUUCUGCCAAAGCUCUAUCAGGUGACAGAGUUUCUUAUAUCUCUAGAUGUCAUAUUGGCUGUUGGUCGUGUUACAGCCUUUAAUAGUUAUGUGUGAUAGGAGUCUGUCAAUUGAUUUUAAUUUGGAUAGUUGUCUACCAUUGUUACGAACCUUAAAAGGCUUUCCACUUAUGCUUUGGUUUAUUCUGUUUCUUUUAAACCUUGCAUGUUAUAGCAGAAUACAAUAGUAUGGUUGUCUUACCUAUCUAGUUUUAGUGUUUUACCGCUCACAUUGGUUAUUUAUAUAACCAUGCUGUGCGCAUUUCUGUGACUGAAGUUAGAGAAGAAAAAGCAACGAUAUCAUCCACUUACCUGUAAUGGCCAUGCAAUGCACUUGAAGACUCUUUUACCAUCAUGUAGCAGGGAAAGGGAGUAUUCAUAUGAUGUCAAACUAUGAGUUCAUUUAGUUUUGUUCAUGAGUAUUAUCAGUGGGGGAGAGUUCUAUACAUUCAGAAAGGACCAACUCUUUGCCAUUUUUCUAAUCACUCAUUAGAGCCAUCUAAGCAGCUUGGUUGAUUAGAAAUUAAAGCCAAAGUUGCCAGUCUAAAUUCCCGGGUUUGAAGUUGAAGUCCAUUAAAAUUUUUUGCUAAUGGCAUUCAAAUGAAAAUGCUGCCCCACCUUAACAGUUUUGGUGCUCUAGGUUUGGAUAUUGUGAAGAAGUUUAAGAAUAGUCGUCAUGAUUUCUUUCUGAAGAUUGAAGAGAGAGAGAGAGAGUAUUGUGUGUGUUUUUAAGUUUUGGUUUUCUUUCUGUUAUUCAAUUUUUGUUUCUGGUAGGACGUAGGAGGCUUAUCUUCCAACAAACUUAAACUAUGCAGUAAGAUCUCGAAAGGGAAUUGUUGUCGAGUUCAACAUGGGUUUGAGGACAUUUAUUAUUUUCCUUUACCUGUGAUUUGUAGUAUAACAAUUAAAACUAAUUUAUUUUCUACUCAUUCUAGAGAAGUUGUACUCUCUAAUUUUUUUUGCUAAUGACAUUAGAUUAAAGCUACUUUAUGGUCCCUCAUGACAUUGACCAACUGGGCAUGGCUGUUUUGCUUUUUUCCAGUUUUAAUUGCAUAUUAAGUAAUUGUGCAGUCCACACGUUGCACAAAGGGGAUUGGCCUCAAUUCAUAGCUAUCUUUCCUUCCUCAGUUCUCCAAUAUGCAUAAUACAGUUUGCAAAUUGUGGAACCAGACUUGCUGUGGGAUUUCACUGUGGCAAGGUGGCAAUGCUUGAUAUGAGUCCAUUAUCAGUGUUAUUUCUUACUGGUAUCCAACUCUACAUCACCUGUCAAGUCUCUGGCUGUGAAGUCAUUUCAGAUGCUAUUAGCUCAAUAAGUAAUCCAGAGCACGGUGAGUCCAAAAGCAAGGCAGAUCUUGUGAAGUGGGAAGUGUUCCCUAUGAACAAAGAUGCACAUGUUGUCAUUAUAGAUUACAAUACUGACAGUUUAAGUAUGCUCUCAAUCAAUAAAACAUUAAAAGGAGUUGAUUGUAAUUUUUAUGCAUAUCAUAGGCAACUAUUUUCAUCUGGGUGAAGAAUAGAUAUCCUUUGCUGCCUUCAAGUUGUAUGAAUUUUGGAGUGGGAACUUAAUCUCUGUAGUUUUCAGCAAAAAAGAUUCUUGGACUGGACUUGGAAGAGUGAAACUAAAAUUGAACAUAAUCAGGGUGUCACUCCCUGUGGAAGUGCUCUUCUUCAAGUUGACUGUGAAACCUCUGCUGAAACUGCCUAUUCUAGGCAGAGAGUAGAAAAUUUACUUCUUCUGAUUUGUUGCGAGGAUGAGUUGCAUUAAUACUCUAUGAAGUCUCUUAAUGAGGUGCCUUUGAUUUUAUCCAUUUUCAGUUUUGACUUGCAAAAUUAUGCAUCCCUAAUUUCCAGUGGCUGAAACUUUCUCAUUUUGGGGCAAUAGUAAUGCUAUUUGAAAGGUGAAUCCUUUGAAACCAUGUUGUUGGACUACCACCAUCAAGAGGGAUGAUAAAGAGUGUGGUUCAUUGUCCUCUUAUAGGACUGGUGUGAUUGGAAUAAGGUAAAGCACUCAUCAUACCUUUGGUUAACAGCAGAACCUGGUUGUAUCUCACCUCUAGUGGAAAUUGAUGUACUUUAUCAAUCUUAAUACUAGUGCAUUGAUCUCAAUUAAUCAGUGUACAAAUGGAAGCAAAAUUUAUAUUUGGCAGGUCUUUGUCAGAUCUUGAAGUGGUAGGAGAAAGCUUUAUAAUGUCAAUUCUAAGGUGGAACUUUAAGACUAACAUGGAGAAGACGAUAUGUUUAUCUGAGACUGCACAGAUUAUGCUGGUUUGUCCUUUAAUUUUCCAUCUUUGAAGUGGAGCAGUUAUUUAAAUUUUUACCAAAUUUUUAUAUCACCAGGAUGAGGGAAGAUUCUGAUCUACAAUUGCCUGAAUUAUCUUCGUGAAUUGUAGAGCCCACAGUUAUUUCCUUUUUUUUUUUUUUUUUGUAAAAUGAAGAAAGAAAAUGUCAACCAAUAAUUAGAUUUGAUAAAUUUGUUUUCCAUUAUGGCAAAACUUAUAUGAUUAUUUAUAUAAAACUUGAGAUUGUGAUAUUUAAA